AGUUUAUUAGCAUUUGCUACAUUUGAUUCCUUUGUAUAAACCGCGUAGCUAAUACUUUUACCUGAACCUCCUCUUCUUGCUGCACCUGUAUACCAUCACUCACAUCUUCGUUGGAGCUCGAAAGAGAGAAACAUGGAAGCGACUACUUCUCCAUUCAAGAUAAUUUUGGGAUCAUCGUCAAUAGCACGUCGAAAAAUAUUAGCUGAGAUGGGAUAUGAAUUCACAAUUAUGACAGCAGAUAUUGAUGAAAAAUGCAUCCGAAAGGAAAAGCCAGAGGACUUGGUUAUGGCUCUUGCUGAGGCUAAGGCUGAUGCCAUCUUAUCAAAACUACAAACUAUCAGUAAUCAAGAGAAGGACGACGAACAAAAAAUUUUGAUUGCGGCUGACACAGCAGAAGCCAUCUUACAAAGGCUCCCCAUUGGUGACUAUGUAAAGGAUGCUGAGCCAACAUUGUUAGUUACUUGUGACCAAGUGGUGGUCUAUGAAGGUGUGGUUAGGGAAAAACCAUCCAGUAAGGAAGAAGCACGGCAGUUUUUGAAAGACUAUUCUGGUGGCCACGCAGCAACUGUGGGAUCAGUGCUCGUGACAAAUCUUAAGACGGGAUUCAGAAAAGGAGAAUGGGACCGAGUGGAGAUCUAUUUCCAUACAAUACCAGAUGAAACCAUUGAGAAACUGAUUGAGGAGGGGACUGUGCUUUAUGUUGCUGGGGGACUGAUCAUAGAGCAUCCUUUGAUACUGCCCUUUGUAAAACAAGUGGUUGGGACAACUGACAGUGUGAUGGGACUCCCCAAAGCUCUCACUGAAAAGCUUAUAAAGGAGGCCCUCUAGCUGCUGCAGCCAUUUCAAUCUUCCAGUCCUAUUCGGUAUUUUACCCAAUUGACACAGCUUAUCCUCCUGUUAUUUGACCUCCGAUCUUGUUUCUUCAAAUUUCGUAAUUGAUUGCUCCAGUUCAUUCGGGAUUAAGGCUUGUUGUUAGUGUUAAUUGCUCCAGUUCACGUGCACCUGUUGCGCACUGCUUUUAUUUUUCAAAAUGAGUUAUCCGAAUGCUGGGCCCUAUUAGCUUUCAUUGUUAUGCCCCUUCAUAUUGUUACAGUUAAUGAUUCUUUUCCAUUAAAAGAACACAUGGGGGUAUAUGAUUGUUGAGGCCAUUUAUCAUUGUCCAACUUGUAGAAGCUAUAGAGUGUAAGAUUUGGUGAGCAAAAUAAUGUUGACAUGUCAAUGGUUGAGAAGGA
Quercus robur (English oak) is the source of this 1232-nucleotide messenger RNA. RefSeq lists its product as uncharacterized. Bases 133 to 828 code for a protein of 231 amino acids. Gene Ontology annotation, molecular function: nucleoside triphosphate diphosphatase activity. NCBI's taxonomy places the organism in Eukaryota, Viridiplantae, Streptophyta, Magnoliopsida, Fagales, Fagaceae. The transcript has 10 exons. The record is from RefSeq and is a predicted model, not a curated record.